AUGACUGGAAGAAAUGAUCAUGCAAUCAUUGAUGCUUUGGAGGCUAUGUCCCAUGUGACGAGUCAGGCACUGCAGAAUCAGAAUGGUAUGAUAGAUGAAUUCUGUGGGCUGAGUAAGUUUCAGAGGAACAAUACUCCGACUUCUAAGGCGAGGUACGAUCCCGAGGGUGCUCAGGUUUGGUUGCAAAAGAUUGUGAAAAUCUUCAGAGUGAUAACUUGCAUAGAUGCGCAUAAGGUUCUAUUUGGUACUCAUAUGUUGGCCGAGGAAACAAAGUAUUGGUGGGACAAUGCUCAUCAAAGGCUUGAGGCUGCAGGGUAUGAGCUAAGGGUUCCAAGUGUAUCAAGUUUGAGAGUGGCUUGCAUCCAGAGAUCAAUAAAUUCAUCGAGGUAUCAGGAGAUUCAUCAGUUCUCCGUGUUGGUUAAUAAGUGUAGAAUCUACGAAGAAGAUAGUUGUGUUAAAUCAGUUCACUAUAAAAGUGUUAGUGAGAAGAAAGGUGGAAAUCAAAAUCGUAGAAAACCAUAUGUGUCUCUAGCUGAUAAAGGGAAGUGGAAAGCUUCAUAUGGGAAAGAGACAAAUGGGGGAGGCACUCCUGCUUAUCUUAGAUGUUUUAGUUAUGGAGGGAUUAGUCAUUGUGCUAGUGAUUACAAGAGUUCUAGUCAGAAAUGUUUCAAGUGUGGGGAGCUAGGACACCGCAUUGCUGAUUAUAGAGUAAUAUGCUGA
Messenger RNA from Lathyrus oleraceus (garden pea), 720 nucleotides. RefSeq lists its product as uncharacterized. Bases 1 to 720 code for a protein of 239 amino acids. The record is from RefSeq and is a predicted model, not a curated record. Gene Ontology annotation, molecular function: nucleic acid binding; zinc ion binding. Lineage: Eukaryota; Viridiplantae; Streptophyta; Magnoliopsida; Fabales; Fabaceae. The transcript has 2 exons.